ACAAGGAGCUAAAGUGCGUCGUGUAAACCUACCUUGCCCGAUGGUAAGGAUAAACUGUGCGAGAUAGCCUGGUGAAAGCUCCAGGAUCUAAUCCCUGUUGUUGAAGGAUGAAAAAGUGCUGCAGGAAGUGUUAAACCAAAGUUUCGACAGCAAUGAUGAGCGGCCAGUCAGUGGCCGCCUCGGUGCACAACUCAGGGCCACAGACCAGCGGUGCCGGGGGCGCCACGGGCAGCUAUGGAGCAGGAAACGCACAACCGUCCUCCCACCACCAGCAACCGCAGCAGCAUCAACCCAUCCCCCACCAGUCCGACGGCGAGAAGCUGUCUGCCCGGAAGGCUCGCAAGGAGGCGGAGCGGCAGAAGAAGCAGGCCAAAAAGUACGAGGAGCAGCUGAAGAAGAUUCGCGGACCGAAAAGCCAAAAGUUGCAAAUUAUCGACGAAAGCUUUCUGGAAAAGUAUCGGCACGUGCAGUCGCUGCCGCCCGGGCCGACGCUGAAGACGAAGAAGCGCUCGAAAAAGGCCCCGACCGAUGUGGUGCAGAUCAACCUGUCGGAAUGCAUCCGGGAGCAGCUGGCCGGGGGCGAGCGGAUGGAACCGAAACCGAUCGUACCGAUCGUACCGCAGCAACCGUUGCUGCUGCUGCACAAAGGCAAGCAGCGCGAAGUGCCAAAGGAGAAGAAGCUAACACGACUGAAGAAGGACAUCAUCCGGAGCCGCACCGAGAAAGGAGCACCGGGCGACGGGCAGCAAAGCGCUGGCAAUGCGGGAGGCGCACAACAGCCGGUGCCAGCCGAGGGUGGCAAAGGUGCCAACGGGGUCGUUAGUAAGCAAUCGAGCGAAGCAACCUCACCGUCGGGCGGUGGUGCAGUGGACUCGCCGUUCCUGAAAGCGAUCGAACGCUGCUGCAUUAACGAUGGGCCACCGCCGAGCCGUGAUUCGAGCGAGUACCAGAACGGCUUCCCAUCGCUGAGAGUGUCGGCCGCCGUGUCGAGACCCACCGCGCUGAGACAUUCGCGCAACUUCAGACCGUACUGUGACCAUUUCAUCUCGGACGAAUUGCGCGAACUGGCGGAAGAUGUGGUGGUGAAGCUGUUCAGCUUCCAGUCGAAAGCGUAUGCCAAAAACCCGAUCAAAGCGGUCGCCAACAAGCGGUUUGUGGUUGGCUUCAACGAGGUGCUGAAGCUGCUGGAGCUGCGCAAGGUGCGCCUGGUGCUGAUUGCACCGGAUCUCGAACCAAACGAAACGAUCGACCAGAUGGUGGCCAACGUGAAAAUGCUCUGCCGCCAGAGCCAGGUACCGUACCUGUUUGCGCUGAAGCGCAGAAAGAUUGGAUUCCAUCUCCUGAAGAAGGCACCGAUCAGCUGCGUCGGUGUGCUGAGCUAUGCCGGGUGUGACGAUACGGUCAAGCAGAUGCUGUCGGUGGUGGAGCAGGAGCGCGAAAGCUACCACACCUUGAUGGUGGACGGUGCCAUUCCCUGUUGAGUGCGACACGGCAGGCAUGCCCGAUACAUUCGUGGCAAUGUAGGGAUGCCACGUGGUGAUACUUUCGGCAAGCAUGCUGUCGGAAGGCAAAGCAAACGCACAAGAAGAAGAUAAACGUAUUCUAGUCAUUCCACGGGCCAUUACGUGUAGCGUAUCGCUCGGGCGAACACACAAAUACUCCUCGUUCCAUCCCUUCGUCCCCUUCCCCCUUACGCAUUCUAAAUUCCAACCCAAGACAACCACACACAGACACAUACUCUCCACUUCUUUACUAUAAACAUCACUAUCAUGUCCUAAUUAAUGUGAGUGUAAUAUCAUCCAUAUAACAACAAGCAUGGGUAGAGAAAUGGGACGAAAGGAAACGCGGCCCCACGCUGGAUGCCGUUCUGGUGCGGCAGUGGGAAAAGCCUUCCUUUCUACCAUUACUUAACAUAACAAACGUGCAAUAAAAUCUGUCUAGGGAUAGUAACUUUCAUAAUCGUA
Messenger RNA from Anopheles coluzzii, 1964 nucleotides. RefSeq names its product selenocysteine insertion sequence-binding protein 2 (gene Sbp2). The record is from RefSeq and is a predicted model, not a curated record. Gene Ontology annotation, cellular component: ribonucleoprotein complex. Lineage: Eukaryota; Metazoa; Arthropoda; Insecta; Diptera; Culicidae. The transcript is spliced from 2 exons. Gene Ontology annotation, biological process: selenocysteine incorporation. Gene Ontology annotation, molecular function: ribonucleoprotein complex binding; selenocysteine insertion sequence binding; mRNA 3'-UTR binding. The coding region runs from base 153 to 1481 and encodes 442 amino acids.